CCAAAGCAGGGCCAGACUAGCUCGUCACAGAUCUACUCCAAGAAACAGCCCAGUCGCUCAAGCAAGCCCAUUAUUAAUUGGCUGCAACGCAAACUCGCUGGUACCGUCCGCCAACGGCGUAUAUCAGACGGCUCAUCAUCUCUGUAUGAUAGAGGCCGUAUGAACGGAGCGGCUUCUACCCCUCGCUCUGGCCGUUCUGGCAGUCGGCCUAGUACGCACUGGGGGACUGUCCCAGGCCCCUCGCGUAACGGAAGCCGAGGGCAUAGGGCUAAUCCAUCGAUUCCUCCACGACGGACUAUAUCGCUCAAUGGAGGAGAUUUUGAUGAUGGGCUCAUUCAUUCUGACGAUGAAGACGAAGGAUCCAUCGCACGCUCUGCAUGGUCGCCUGCUACUGGGCGGGAAGCGGACGAAGACGCCUCCCUGAGGCCGCUACCUCCCAGUGCCCCGCCCUCGCCUUCACAUUCUCACUCUUCCUCAUCGUAUCUUUCCAACCCU
Coniophora puteana RWD-64-598 SS2 is the source of this 495-nucleotide messenger RNA. RefSeq lists its product as uncharacterized. The annotation marks the transcript as partial. The transcript has a single exon. The record is from RefSeq and is a predicted model, not a curated record. Lineage: Eukaryota; Fungi; Basidiomycota; Agaricomycetes; Boletales; Coniophoraceae.